Molecule: messenger RNA, 2870 nt
Organism: Populus euphratica (Euphrates poplar)
Lineage: Eukaryota; Viridiplantae; Streptophyta; Magnoliopsida; Malpighiales; Salicaceae
Exons: 1
Coding region: 1732-2661 (309 amino acids)
Source: RefSeq, a predicted model, not a curated record
CCUGAGAUGGAAAGCCGAGAUGGUUCUUGCAAGAAGUGGAAUGCAAACUCUAAAUGCACCAGGAUUAAGAUAGAAACAGUGACUCCAUCUUUAUAUUGCGAGCAUGACCUUUGUUGCCUUUUCUUCUUUUGCAUACACUAGCGCUAUGCGAAUGCACUACUAUUCUUCUUUAGUGAUAUUGCCUGUGCGAUGGUGCAAAAGAAGAAGAGGGGAACAAAUAUAAUGCUCUGAAAUAGAAAGUCGGAGUCUAUCCUAGUCGCUGGUGCAGUUGAAGUUUGUUUGCCAUUUAUUUUAUGGUAGAAGAAAAAAAAAAAAAAAAAAUUAUCAAAAGAUGCAAAGAGAGAAAAAAUACAGUGGGGAGGGACGUCGAUUCUGUUAUAUACAGGAGUUUCUAAACGUGCAAAUUCUAUGAAGUUAUUGUUGGCGGAUCACACAAAUCUUAUGAGAAAUGCUUGAUUUGUUGUUCAUGCUUGUAUUAAAUCCCAAUGUCGAUCUUAUUUCUGAGUUUUUCUCCCAUUAAUGCUAUCCAAACAAAAGCUAGAAUAUUAUCUCAACGCAAAUCCCUUUUCCCAGUCCCGAAGGGAAUGGAUGCUAGCCAUGAGUGCUUUUUGGAUGAUCACUAUGGUCAGCACCAAUAAGAUGCCCUAUUUCUUGCAUAACAACUGAUUCCUAUUCUGCCGCAUUAGCUUCAGAAUUGACACUCUAAUGGAACCUUACUUGUCUGCUUGAUGGAAUGCCAUGGGCUAAAAUCUCUCAAGGAUCAAAGGAGGCUCUGCUGUUAUUAUGGGCCAAUUAAUGGAAUCCAAAUUCAGUAUCUGAUGCGGAACUCAUAGCUAAGAACUUCUUGGAAAGCCCCACGAUAGAACUGAGCUAACAGUUUUCCUUAUGCUUGGUUUAUGCACCCUGAUUUUAUGUUCUGUAGAUUUAUAAGGCGUGACUUUCAGCUUGUUCAUUGUAUAUUAUUCCAAAUCUUGUUGGUUACAAUCCCUACAAAACAGUAGAGGUCUGGUGUCAUAAACCCCCCACAUAUUCAUCAUUGGCUUAUAAAAGCCUCCAGCUUUUGUAGCCAAAAAAAGCAGGACCUCUCCUUUCCUCUUUAUCUUCUCAUAUUCCAAAAAUAACAGAACUUUCAAGGGUAAUUAUGUGAUUAGUGAAGUAAGAGAUACCAAAACAUGAAAAUCUGUGUACAUUAACAUGUGUAUAUAUAGUAAACAUGAAGGACUAAUGGAUAGUGACAAUUUCUUCAGGUAGUUCUCCUAUUUUGGGGCUGCCUUUUGAUUACAGCCUCUAGCUGGAGAAAUGUUCUAAAAGCUUUCCAUGUCACCAUCUUUCCUUAUCGUUCUUCAACCGACAAACAGAAAAUUUUCUGCAUCCCAUUUCCUGCAGGACCACCCCAUUUUGGCUGCAUUUUCAGGUUCUUUUGCAUCAUCAGAAACCGGUGAUUGUGCUAGAGGUAACAUGUAACAUUUUUUACCACCAGUUUCUUCGACAAAAUAUCCAAUCUUGCCACUUUCGGAACCAUUGAUCAAUUCUUAUGAAAGCUCUCUGAUAAGGUAACAUGCACGUAACAGUUUGUUCAUGAUAUGGACAACAAUUUUCUGUGUUUAUCCCAAGGAGCCAGAAAUAUGUUUGUAGGGCAGGAUAGAAUGGGAUCGCAAUUUGUCUUGCAUUAUUGUUCGUUCUUAUGCCUUUGAAAUUGUAGUUUCACUCUCAUUUGAGUUUCUUCGAACAAUGUCUUUCCAAUAUCCUUUUAGAAACUUCUCAGUGGGAGCUUCCUUAUCAUCUGUACCAGAAAAAAUACCAUAUGAUCCAUUGACAAGUACAACGCCUCAGAAUACCGUCACGUGCGCCUACCAGGCUUAUGUUGCAGGUUAUUGGCGUAAUCUCACGGUUUUUUGGUGCAAGAACCAUAUGAAUCACACCCUCAACCUCAUUAUCAAUAACCUUGAAGGUGAAGUUUGUCGCAAUUGCAAGAUUGACCUUAAGCCUUGGCUUUUCUGGAGCAAAAAAGGGAGCAAGUCCUUCGAGCUUGAAGGGUGCCAAGUGGAUUUACAUUGGGACUUCCGAUCAGCUAAAUUUGCUGGGAGUCCUGAGCCGGCCAGCGAUUAUUAUGUUGCUGUAGUUUCAGAUGAAGAGAUUGUAUUAUCGUUGGGAGAUUACAAGAAAAAGGCUUAUAAGAGAGCGAAUGCAAGACCACCACUUGUUGAGGCUAUCUUAUAUUUGAAAAAGGAACACGUAUUUCACAAGAAAACCUUCUCAACAAGAGCUAAAUUCGACGAAAAGAAACAUGAGCAUGAUAUUAUUGUAGAGAGUUCUACAGGAGGGCCAAGAGAUCCUGAAAUGUGGAUUAGCAUGGAUGGAAUCAUCAUGAUUCAUGUUCGGAAUUUACAGUGGAAAUUCAGAGGGAACCAAACUGUGAUGUUGAGCAGGCAACCAGUUCAAGUGUUCUGGGAUGUCCAUGAUUGGCUGUUUUCUGCCCCUGGCACUGGCCAUGGAUUGUUCAUAUUCAAACCAGGGGUUUCAGAAUCAGAAGAUGACAGGGAUAGCAGCAGUUAUGGUGCCCAGAGUGAUACCAGUGAUGGGAGUAUGUAUUUUUCAACCAGGAGUGUCUCAGCAACACCAGAAUUCUGCCUUUUCCUUUACGCCUGGAAGAUCGAGUAAGGUUUGUUGUAAUAUAUGGAAAUGGCUACAUGACACAAGCGUUCUUAUGGCUAGAACUUUCCCUGCCAGAAGAAGCUUAACCUGUAAAGUUAGUUACCAGUUAUCUCCCUGAUCUGAGCCCUUUUAUGGAUCUAUAUCAGACACAUUAUAUUUUCCAGGUCCAUUGUGGAAGCAUAGUUGAGAAUUUCAACAUGCAGUUUUAUCCACUA